Molecule: messenger RNA, 3031 nt
Organism: Nothobranchius furzeri (turquoise killifish)
Lineage: Eukaryota; Metazoa; Chordata; Actinopteri; Cyprinodontiformes; Nothobranchiidae
Source: RefSeq, a predicted model, not a curated record
AUGACCCAUAGAAGUUUAAAAACAGUAAAAACAGACUUGUACUAAGAAACAAACAUUUGACGAAUGGAGAUCAAAUUAUUUUUUAUUGGUGAGAGAUUAGUGUUGAGUUUGUGGGCACUGAUGUCAAUUGUUGUCUUUGGUGUUUUUCUGGAUGAUGUCAAAAAUGGGAUUAAGCCUAUUAGAACCAGCGCUGGUGUUCAGACUGUGGCGUUUCCACUAAAAUGCACUUUGCAGGGGACACCGCGUUUAUCCAUAUUUUCAGUGCAUGGGGACUUUGUUAUUGGAGCGGUUUUCCUCAUUCACAACAAAGCACAAACAGUGAUUUAUAAUUACACUACCAAGCCGGAGCCUCCACGCUGCACAGAAAGCCUUAAUGUUCGAAACCUGCGUUUCUCUCGUGCAAUGAUGUUUGCUAUCGAGGAGAUCAACAACAGCACAGAGCUGCUGCCGGGAAUCAAACUAGGAUAUCAAAUAUAUGAUACUUGUGCGUCUGGGCUUGUGGCCACGCACGUAGCCUUUCAACAGUUAAAUGGUCAGGACCCUGUGUUUUAUCAAGACAACAAUUGUUCUCAAUCUGAUGCAAUCGUGGCUGUCGUUGGUGACUCUAGCUCAACACCAUCAAUCAGCUUUUCACGCAUCAUUGGACCCUUUAAUAUUCCUCAGGUCAGCCACUUUGCCACAUGUUCCUGUCUGUCAGACAAGCAGCAGUUCCCGACCUUUUUCAGAACCAUUCCCAGUGACCAGUUCCAGGCUGAUGCACUGGCCAAACUGGUGAAACACUUUGGAUGGACUUGGAUAGGUGCUGUCCGCUCAGACUCAGAUUAUGGAAAUUAUGGGAUGGCGUCUUUUCUUGCCGCAGCACAGAGAGAGGGAAUCUGUGUGGAGUACUCUGUAUCCUUUUUUCGAACCGACCCGCGUAGCAAGAUCAAGAGAGUGGCUGAUGUCAUUCGCAGGUCAACAGCUAAAGUUGUUGUGGCAUUUACAGCAACUGGGGAAACGAGCGUUCUGUUAGAGGAGCUGGCCCGGGGUCCUCCAUCACCUCGUCAGUGGGUUGGAACCGAGAGCUGGAGCACCGAUUCGCUCUUGAUGAGCUACAGUUUCUGUGCAGGAGCCAUCGGGGUUGCUAUUCAACAAUCUGUCAUUCCAGGUCUGAGAAACUUUCUGCUCAGACUUCCUCCUACAGAAGUAGCUGCCUCCUCUGUGCUUACGGAGUUCUGGGAGGAUGCGUUCAACUGCACGCUGACAAAAAAGAGCUCCACAGGUGCUGAUCCAGAGAAGAGAGCAUGUGAUGGAACUCAAGACAUGGAUACUCUCCAGAGUCCAUAUACUGAUACAACUCAAUUAAGAGUCACUAACAUGGUGUAUAAGGCUGUUUAUGCAAUAGCUCAUGCCAUUCAUAAUGCAAUCUGUCAAAAAACAAAUUUCACCACUGAAUGUGAAAAAAACAUCAGAUUGGAGCCUAAACAGGUUUUAACUGAAAUAAAGAAGGUAAAAUUUUCUCGCAAUGGUUAUCCUGUGUCAUUUGAUGCUAAUGGAGAUCCAGUAGCUUUUUAUGAGCUGGUCAACUGGCAAAAGAGUGAGCGUGGAGUUAUUGAGCUGGUAACAGUAGGGUACUAUGAUGCAUCACUGCCUAAAGGCCAGGAGUUUCAUAUCAACAGGAAUAUAUCAUGGGUGGAGAGCAACACACAAGUACCAGUAUCAUUGUGCUCCAAGAGAUGUCUACCAGGAACCCAUAAAAUAUUACAGAAAGGAAAACCCAUCUGCUGCUAUGAUUGUAUACCAUGUCCUGAAGGAGAGAUUAGUAACAUGACAGAUUCCCCAGACUGUUUACCGUGUCCCAGUGAAUUGUGGCCUAAUGCACAAAGAGACGCUUGUUUCCCCAAACCUGUGGAGUUUCUUUCCUAUGAUGAAGUCCUGGCAAUCAUCCUGGCUGCAUUCUCUGUUAGUGGGGCCUGUCUGGCCAUCAUAACAACAGCUAUUUUCUUUCAUCACAGAACAACUCCAAUUGUCAGAGCCAACAACUCUGAGCUGAGCUUCCUGCUGCUCUUCUCUCUGACUCUGUGUUUCUUAUGUUCAUUAACUUUCAUCGGAGCUCCCUCUGAUUGGUCCUGCAUGCUGCGAUACACAGCGUUUGGUAUCACCUUUGUUCUCUGUAUCUCCUGUGUUCUUGGGAAGACUGUAGUGGUUUUAAUGGCCUUUAAAGCUACACUUCCAGGUAGUAAUGUCAUGAAAUGGUUUGGGCCUCCACAACAAAGAAUGACUGUAGUGCUAUUUACAUUCAUACAGGUAGUAAUCUGUACUGUGUGGCUGUUACUCAGCCCUCCAUUCCCAAUGAAGAAUCUGAGCACAUACAAGGAGAAGAUCAUCCUGGAAUGUGCAUUAGGUUCUGCUGUUGGGUUCUGGGCUGUGCUCGGGUACAUUGGCCUGCUGGCUGUUUUCUGCUUUGUGUUAGCUGUUCUAGCUCGGAAACUACCUGAUAAUUUUAAUGAAGCCAAGCUGAUAACCUUCAGCAUGCUGAUAUUCUGUGCAGUGUGGCUCACCUUCAUCCCAGCAUAUGUCAGCUCUCCUGGAAAAUUGACUGUAGCUGUGGAGAUAUUUGCUAUUCUGGCCUCCAGUUUUGGACUGAUUCUGUGUAUAUUUGCUCCAAAGUGUUUCUUCAUCUUAUUUCAGCCUGAGAAGAACUCUAAGAAGUUUUUACUGGACAAACAUAAAAAUAAAGGAUCAGAGAUUGGAAAUUAAGAUGGAAACACGAAUACCCCUUCAUCGUUUUUGACACCGUUGAAAUUUGUCAAUACAAUUAUUAAAUAUCUGCAUUUUGUUAUAAACCUGCUCACAAACAGAAAUUUAAUCUGGAAUGCAAUUGACCUGAAAAAUCACAAACAAAACGAAAAGAAAAACGCUAAUGUGAAGUGUUCCUAUGCAAAAAUUGAUAACAGCUUUUUGUAAUCAAAUUGACUUAUCUUUGCUUUGUCUUAUAACCUAUAUAAAAAAAAAGAUUAAAUGUUUUGUUCUGUUGUUUGUUUUUAAGUUC